AUGCAACUUCGCUUCGGCACCAGCAUCCUCUUCUCUGCGUUGACUCUCCUCAAGGGCCUCAGCGGAGUCGCCACUCAGAGCACCACCACCACCGUCGGCUCCAUCUCCUCCAACAUCGAAGGAAAUGCCUUCGCCGCCGUCUUCGAGCUCGUCGACGAAUCCGGCCAACGCCAGAUCUACUACUACGCCUCCACGCUCACCCCCACCACCCCCGGGUUCACCAGCACGAGCAUCCAGCUCACGUACAACAGUACGUCUCAGCUCACGGAGACGGAAUAUAUCAUCGAAGGGAAUGUCGGGAAUGGGGAGUUGAGCUUGGUGCUCACUGGGCCGGGACAUACGGAGGGUCCGAUUAUUCAGGCGACGUUGGCACAAAGCUUUGAUAAUGUGGAGUUGACGAAUGUGAGGCAUGGGUAUUGGAACAAUUUUCCGGUCGAGUUUCUCCUUUGA
Stereum hirsutum FP-91666 SS1 is the source of this 450-nucleotide messenger RNA. RefSeq lists its product as uncharacterized. The record is from RefSeq and is a predicted model, not a curated record. The coding region runs from base 1 to 450 and encodes 149 amino acids. Lineage: Eukaryota; Fungi; Basidiomycota; Agaricomycetes; Russulales; Stereaceae. The transcript has 2 exons.